This is a messenger RNA of Cyprinodon tularosa, 2888 nucleotides long. RefSeq lists its product as uncharacterized. The record is from RefSeq and is a predicted model, not a curated record. The transcript has 4 exons. NCBI's taxonomy places the organism in Eukaryota, Metazoa, Chordata, Actinopteri, Cyprinodontiformes, Cyprinodontidae. The coding region runs from base 360 to 2888 and encodes 842 amino acids.
UUAAGUUAUUGUUUAAGUUAAUAGUAGAAGAAGAAUAUGGACAGGAAGUGCCGAUACCCAGAAUCAAACGGCAGCUCCACACUCUUUCUGGUUCUUUCUUGGUGUUUGUUAAAGCAUUGUCUUUUCACAAAAAGGAACUAGCACUGAAGUAAACUUCAUUAACCAGUCAUCGCUGUCCGGAGUUUCUUCAUGUUCAAGAUUGUUUAGCUGUUUGGAUAGCUAGUGCGAGUAUCUAGCGAGGCCAUUAACAGUGAAAAGACAGCACCACGGCAAGCAACAAAGCUACAGAACCUACCACGUGGAGCUCCAGUCAGCCCAAAGAGCUAAGUAAAGUGCAUUCAGGCAUCAUAAACCACAAAAUGUCUGAAACCAAAUCCCAAAAGACUCAAAGUAAGUCAGUACUCUCUCUAAAGUCAUCAAAGGCAAGUUCUACAGCUGGCAUUGAGUUACUAAGAGCUAAAGCAAAGGCCGAAGCUGCUCAAGCAAGAGCUACAUAUGCAAAGAAAGAAAUAGAAAUCAAAGUGGAACAGGUACGUCUACAGGCAACCCUUGAUGCACUUAGAGCAGAGCAAGAACAAGAAGCUGCAGCUGCAGAAGCAAAUUCGUUGGAUGCAGGACUACUACAAUUGGGCUUUGAAACACGCAGUGUAACAUACGGGUCAUGUCUUACAGAAAAGAAAGCAACACGCACAGCCCAGUAUGUUUUAGAUCAAGCAAAUCUCACUGCAGCAGAGUCACCUGUGCCUUUUCAAAUUGAAAUAAAUAAUCCAGAACUCCCGUUGCAAACCUUGGUUGUAAAGCAAGAAAUAAACUACGCAGCUCCUGAAAGUGAAAUUUGUGAACCCCAGUCUACCAAUUUCAAGCAGUUUGCUCCUCUUGCCCCAGUGUUACCCAAAGUGAACCAUGCACACAAUAGCCAUGUCGAGACCCAGCCAACUUAUGAUCUGGCCAGGUAUCUAGCCCGCAGCCAGCUCGUCACUACAGGCCUUACAAGCUUCGACGACCAACCCAUGAACUACUGGGCAUGGAAAUCAUCUUUCAAGACCGCUAUAACAGGUUUGGACCUUUCUGCAGGAGAGGAACUAGAUCUACUUGUUCGUUAUCUCGGUGAGAACUCAUCGAGGCAAGUCAAACAAAUGAAGGCUGUCAACAUCAGACGUCCUGAAGCUGGUUUAGCCAUGGCUUGGGAAAGGCUCGAAGAAGUCUAUGGCUCUCCAGAAGCUAUAGAGCAAGCACUCUUUCAAAAGGUAGAGAACUUUCCCAAAAUCACCCCCAGAGAGCCUUUCAAACUCAGAGACUUAGCUGACCUAAUGUUGGAGCUGGAAGCAGCUAAGCUUGAUGGAUAUUUACCAGGCUUGUCUUACUUGGACACAUCUAGAGGAAUUCAACCAAUAGUUAACAAGUUACCUUACAAUCUGCAAGAGAAGUGGAUGACAUACGGCUCAAAGUAUAAACGUGAUCACGGCGUCAGUUUUCCGCCUUUCACUGUGUUUGCUAACUUCAUUCGCGCUGAGGCCAAAACACGAACUGACCCGAGCUUCACUCUACACAGCUCAAACCAGUUACCUGAGAGAAAACAAAUGCCAGAAAGGUUUUCCAAAGUGCCCAUAUCUGUCCACAAAACUCAAAUACAAGACAAAGCAGAAAAUAAAGAAAAAAUCACAAAUCAUCUCGCCAAGAACUGUACAACAUACAUCACUUGCACGGAGUGUGACAGCAACAAUCACAUUUCUGCCCUCCAUCCAGGUCCAGCACCGCAGGAAUCUAAAACGCAGCCCCCCUUACAGCACGGCGGGGAGAGCAGCAAAGCGGAUGUCCAAGAAGUCACCUCUCGGUGUACUGAGGUGUACGGAGAAGGGGUGAGUGCCAGAGAAUGUUCCAAAAUCAUACUUGUCAAUGUGUAUCCUGCUGGUCACAAAGAACAAACAAAGAGAAUGUACGCAAUCUUGGACGAACAGAGCAACCGUUCUCUUGCACGUUCACAGUUCUUCGAGUUGUUUCAGAUCCAAGGAGCAAGUUAUCCCUACACAUUGAAGACGUGUGCAGGACUCACAGGAGUUUCAGGAAGAAGAGCUGGUGGCUUCAUGGUGGAGUCAAUAAAUGAACAGUUAAGCCUUCCUUUACCAACACUCCUCGAAUGUAAUGACAUUCCCAACAACCGCUCAGAGAUACCUACCCCACAAGCUGCAUCCCACCACGCUCAUCUGCAACGGAUCGCGGACAAGAUCCCACCAUUGGACUCUGACGCUGACAUACUUCUACUGCUGGGCAGAGAUGUAUUGAGAGUUCAUAAAGUCAGAGAGCAAGUAAACGGCCCAGGUGACUCCCCAUUUGCUCAAAAACUGGAUCUGGGUUGGGUCGUGGUUGGUGAGGUCUGCCUAGAUGGCAAACACAGACCCACACAAGUAAGCAGCUACAAGACCUUUGUUCUGGAGAAUGGUCGCGCUAGUCAGCUUCAACCAUGUAACAGUCGGAUAACUGUCAAAGAAACAUUCACAGAAACACCUGAGCUCUCUCACAGCCCCAGAAGCUUCCAAGCGUCAGGAUAUAAUGUGGACAGCAUUGGUCAGCAAGUUUUCGCUCACACACCUGAUGAUUACAAACUUGCACAAUCAGUCGAGGACAUGCAGUUCCUCCAAAUAAUGGACUCUGAGUUCUACCAGGACAGUGACAACAGCUGGGUUGGUCCACUGCCCUUUCGGUCGCCACGGCAACGUCUACCCAACAACAGACAGCUGGCCUAUAACCGUCUCAUGUCACUCAGACGCUCUCUAAGAAAGCGGCCUGAAAUGAAAGCACAUUUUCUGGAGUUCAUGGAGAACAUGCUCACUAGAGGUCAUGCAGAGGUCGCACCAUCUCUAGUCCACAAUCAGGAAUGCUGGCCCUGA